Molecule: messenger RNA, 985 nt
Organism: Boeremia exigua
Lineage: Eukaryota; Fungi; Ascomycota; Dothideomycetes; Pleosporales; Didymellaceae
Exons: 2
Biological process (GO): methylation
Molecular function (GO): nucleic acid binding; methyltransferase activity
Source: RefSeq, a predicted model, not a curated record
CAUGCGAGCAGCUAUUCGCCUUCGUAUUCAUGUAAUGCAAUACAUGACGUUACGUCUACCUCACACUCGUUGAACAGCGCCAAACGAUGUAUCGCGGACAUUGGCAAUAACUUAGUGUUAGGCACCCAGGCAGCUGCCUGCCAUGCCUCGUUUAAUGCAGGUCCCGCAUAUGUACCAACUCUCGCCUGCCUUGCGCUAAGGCCGACCAUAAAAGUCCGUCGAUAGCAUCUCAGCCUCUUAGUACUAAAUCAGACACCUUUUGAGAGUCAUGGCCUCUCUCGUCAGCCUUUCCGCCGAGCUGAAGCUCAGUAUCAUCGAACAGCUCGAGCUACAGUCGGGUUCAUUCAUCCCUGCUCCCUCUCUCGAUCUUCUGAGCCUGAGCCGGUUUCCAAAUCUGGAGUGUGUGAUCGUCGAAUUUCGCUGCAGCAGAGCCAAGGAAAAGGAGGAAGAAAUAUACAGCCAAACUUACGACAUCUUUGAGGAGCUGGAGGAACCCCAGAUGACCCUUGGAAUAGAGGAGGCCGAUGCGUUCCGGUCAUUGACCAAGCGUACAUACGAUGCGAUCGCCCAAAACCCUCCGUACACUAUCAAGAGCCUCGAACUACGCAAUGUUGUAGCAAAGAGAUGCUCUGCUUGGGAGACUUCUGCGUUUCGUGCGCUGCUGGAAGGUCUCUCUGCAUUCAAGAUUUCAUUGCGAGGGGGCGACAACGGAGCAGGUUGGCGAAUUAACAAGGUCGCUGCGUACCUCUCUUUUGUCGGGAGCUUAGAUACAAUUUUCCUCGGAUUCGCGAACAAUCUCAAGCAUCUCAGCAUCUCUGCGACUACCGACGGCCCGCCUGGUCUAGCAGAGGGAAUGAACAACGUCGAGCUUCCAUUGAAGGAAGACAUACUCAAGAACCUAGAGAUUCUAGAACUAGAGCAUGUCUUCAUCAGCAAAGAUCUCGCUGCUUUCAUUGUAGCGCAUGGCAGCUCGCUCAACACCAUC